Molecule: messenger RNA, 1806 nt
Organism: Klebsormidium nitens
Lineage: Eukaryota; Viridiplantae; Streptophyta; Klebsormidiophyceae; Klebsormidiales; Klebsormidiaceae
Source: the annotation of a GenBank genome assembly
AUGACGAGAAGCUUGCAGUCUCAUCAACCGUCAGAGAUCGCAGGGUGGCCGACCCUGUGUCGUGCAGGCGGCCCCCCCGGCGCGGACCUGCCGGCCAUGCUGCGCAGCACGGGGUUCCGCGGGUCGGGCCCGCGCAGCCGCGUGCAGGCGGUGCUCUUCGAGAAGGCGCUCACACUGAGCGACACCAGCCACCUUGGCAGGAUCGUCCUCCCCAAGGGCUGUGCGGAGAAGUACCUCCCCCCCAUGGACGAGAAGGAGGGCCGCCCCAUCGUGAUCGAAGACAACUACGGCGCGCGCUGGUGCUUCCGCUAUCGGUUCUGGCCGAACAACAAGAGCAAGAUGUACGUGCUGGAGCACUCGGGGGACUUUCUGCGCGCGCACAGGCUGCGGGUGGGCGACGUGGUGCAGUUUUGCCGGUCCGAGCUGGGGCACCUGAUCGUGCAGGGCAAGAAGGAGGCGGCGCGCCAGGCUGCGGGCCUGGCUCCCGGCGGCGCCUCGCCGCGGGCUGCCCCUCUGCGGGCCCCCCGCGAGCUGCGGCCCCCCACCUGCAAGCGCUCCCCAGCUACAAGCCGCCCGCGCAGGCGCGGCGCGCGGGGCCCGCUAAUCCCCCACCCCGGCGUGGCCAGCUUUGACGAGGUGCGCGCCAGGGCACGCGAGGUCAGCAUGACAUCAGAGGAGCUGCUGAGGAGCUCCCGGGAGAUCCGGGCAGAGAUGCGGGCCUCUCUUGCGCGGAAGGAGGGCGGGGGCGUCUGCUCAGCGGCGCCGUAUGGAUCCGACGAGGCGGACGAGCAGCAGUUCGAGGCGGACCCGCAGAAGGAGCAGCGGCAGGGCAACCACGAGGAAGAGGAGGAAGAGCAGCUGCAGGGGCCGGUGGGCGCGCCGGGGCUGUACGAUCUCCGGGCCGGCUUCUCUCCGCCCCGGCCUCCGUCGGUGCCCCCCCUUACCGGUGAGGGGCCGUUCCGGCUUGCGUCGCUGUACCCCGCUCACCUGUAUUCGGAGCUGGCCCGCAGCAGCUCCCCGGGCGCCGUGUACCAGCCCAUCCCGCGGCCGACCCCGCACUACUUGGCGCCGCCUUGGAGCGGCGCACUGCAAGCCUCGUUGUUCCCCUGGGCGGGGUCGUUCGCAGGCACUCCGGGCUUUGGCCUCGAGACUGGGCCACCGGCGUUCGGGGGGGUCGGUCUGCCGCUGGGGGGAUUCAAUCUAGAAGCGGCCCCGCCCGACGUCACUUAUGCUGGCUCUCAUGAGCGUGACGAAAGAGAGACCCCCACGAUGGGAGAGAUUCACGAAGGGCGCUGGCAGCGUCCGGUAGAUGCAGAGCGGGGGGAGGCCUCAGACGACUCGAGCAGAGAGCGGGCCGCAGGCAACUCGGAAGAAGGAGCACAGGCCGGUCAGGAGGCGGGCCGGGGCGACGCCGCUGCAACGAUUGGAAGAGAACUGGACGAAGACAGGCACGGCGAGGUGAAGGAUUCGGACGCGGACGGCAGUGCUGGCAGGGGUGCUGCGGCAAGUGGGGGCUUGCAAGCGAUGCCUCGGGGGGCGGGGAUGGAUGCCGUGGAGCACAGCCUGGCACUACUGAGCGGGAGGGGGGGCCGCGACAUGGCCGAGGCGGGGGACGCGCAAGGUGGAGGGCGGGGUGCCAGAGGUGAGCGGCAAAAGAAGCCCGGCGGAGCUCCGCAACAAGGUUGGACUUCUGAGACCCACACUGAGAAGGGCUUAGACUGCGUGGAUCAACAACCGUUCUUGAGUGGGACACCAGCUCCCUGUCCUAAGGCUCCCCUUUUUGCCGUCCUGACAGGCAAAGGGUGA